This is a messenger RNA of Halichondria panicea, 2184 nucleotides long. Its product is annotated as protein MTO1 homolog, mitochondrial-like. The transcript is spliced from 21 exons. Gene Ontology annotation, cellular component: mitochondrion; cytosol. The record is from RefSeq and is a predicted model, not a curated record. Gene Ontology annotation, molecular function: flavin adenine dinucleotide binding. Gene Ontology annotation, biological process: tRNA methylation; mitochondrial tRNA wobble uridine modification. The coding region runs from base 88 to 2052 and encodes 654 amino acids. Lineage: Eukaryota; Metazoa; Porifera; Demospongiae; Suberitida; Halichondriidae.
AAAACUUCUGCAGAAAUUGAGGGUGUGGCUGGUCCAGCCACGUGGCAUGUUUUGAUCUACACAGUACACUAGCCAGAUAUAGAUAUAAUGAAAUGUGUGACUCGAAACCACCUUUAUCGCACAGCAUCACUAGAUCUAUUUAACAUCCAAUGGAAAAGGUUGUGCUGCUCUGCUACCCCGUGUUAUGAUGUGGUUGUGGUAGGGGGUGGUCACGCUGGAGUGGAGUCAGCUGCUGCGGCCAGGAGAAUGGGUGCCAGUACUGCACUAAUCACUCAGAAGAGGAGCACCAUUGGAGAGAUGUCAUGCAAUCCUUCAUUCGGAGGUAUUGGUAAAGGCCACUUGAUGAGGGAGAUAGAUGCACUGGACGGUCUGUGUGCUAAGGUGUGUGAUAAAUCUGGCAUUCAAUUCCGAGUGCUCAAUACAAGGAAAGGACCUGCGGUGUGGGGCUUGAGGGCGCAGAUAGAUCGGGACCAAUACCGUAGGAACAUGCAGGAGGAAGUAGAACAUCUGGAGAGGGAGGGGCUGAAACUUAUUGAGGCUUCUGUGGAGGACAUCGAGAUAUCUGAUGAUGGAAAAGUGCAGGGAGUCUGCUUAGGAUCUGGUGAGGUGUUGAAAUGCAAGACUGUGGUUCUUACUACCGGCACAUUUCUUAGAGGAAGAAUUCAAAUUGGACUGGAGAGUAUGCCUGCUGGUAGGAGAGGUGAUGCCCCUGCCAUUGGCUUGUCCACGACUCUAGAAAGAGCUGGAUUCACACUAAAGAGGCUCAAAACUGGAACUCCUCCUCGUAUCAGUGGCCGAACUAUCAACUACUCUGUUCUUGAGCAACAGCUGGGAGAUGACCCACCCACACCUUUCUCUUUCCUAAAUGAGAUCAGCGGGUUAAAGAUUGAGCAGAAGAGCUGCUAUUUGACGCAUACCAACCAGAGCACCAAUCAAAUAGUCCUGGACAACAUGCAUCUUAACAGACACGUAUUGGAGGAGGUCACUGGACCCAGGUACUGCCCAUCCAUUGAGUCGAAGGUACUGAGGUUUCCAGGGAGAAGUCAUCAAGUGUGGCUGGAGCCAGAGGGGGUGGAAACUGAUGUGGUGUACCCUAAUGGCAUAUCCUGCACACUGCCUGAAGAGAUACAGCAGCAGCUGGUGAAUACUAUAGCUGGUCUAGAGAAUGCAAAAAUGAUUCAUCCAGGUUACGGAGUUGAGUAUGACUGUAUCGACCCCCGACAGCUGUUCCCCACUCUGCAAACCAAAAGAGUGUCAGGACUGUUUCUGGCUGGUCAGAUCAACGGCACUACUGGAUAUGAGGAGGCUGCAUGUCAGGGUCUGAUAGCUGGCAUCAAUGCUGCGUUGAAUGGCAUGUGUAAGGGGUAUGACUUCAUCUUGGACCGCUCCACUGCUUACAUUGGAGUGCUCAUCGAUGACCUCACCACUAACGGAACCACUGAGCCGUACAGAAUGUUCACCAGUCGAGCUGAGUACAGAUUGCUACUGAGACCAGACAAUGCUGACACAAGGCUGACUAGAAAAGGUUAUGAGGUGGGCUGUGUGAACGAGGAGAGACUGAGAAUGUCCGAAGACAUGGAGAAAAAAGUGAUGGAGGGAAUGGAAGUUCUCAAGGACAUAUCUCUUUUUCCUAAUGUGUGGAAGAAGAUGUUGGACAUAUCUCUGACAGAAGACGGAGUCAAGAAAAGUGCCUGGACCAUGCUGAACCAUCAAGAUGUGUCGGUCAAUAAACUGGCAGCUGUGUUUCCAGAGCAUGCACAGAAGUUGACGGCAAACCCAGCUGUUACUGCAAGACUGGGGAUUGAAGGCCACUACUCUCAGAUGGUGAACAGACAGUGGUCAGAUAUUCAGGAAAUAAGGAGAUCAGAGUCCAUCCAAAUCCCAACUCACCUCUCUUAUAACGGGUUGCAUCAUAUCUCGGCUGAAUGUAGGGAGAAGUUGUCGCUAAUCAAACCAGCCACCAUUGGAGCAGCAAGCAGAAUUGAUGGAGUCACACCUGCGGCCAUACUGCACUUACUGCACUCAGUACAGAAGAUGAACAGAGCAUGCUAGCGUGUAAUUAACAUGUCGAAAAUAGUUUCUGAACACUUUAUGUUUAUGCACGAACAUUCAGUCUUAAUUUGUGCACGUGAAUGCAGAUGUGGCGAUGAAAAUUAAUGUGCGCUUUAAUAUAAUUUUGCCAUU